CUCAGGUACAUUUUUCAUGCGAUGACAAUCAAGAAGGAUGAGGACAGCUAAUCUUCUGUGCCGUCGAGGUACACCUCUUCGGGGGAUCUUAUCUCGAAAUUGUCAAGCACGUGCCCCUCUAACACGUUCCUUUGCGACGCCCACAUUCGACGCUUCGAACCCGCGAAUACCGCCCUACCUCAAGUUAGUCAAGAACUAUGAGAAGGUCAGAGAGGUACUGGGAAAGGGUGCUGCCCUUACCCUGGCUGAGAAGAUCCUCUACAGUCAUCUUGACAAUGUCGAAGAAUCACUUCUGACCAACACAAACGGAGGACGGAAUAUUCGAGGAACAGCGAAUCUUAAGUUAAAGCCUGACCGAGUUGCUAUGCAGGAUGCCUCCGCACAGAUGGCUCUUCUGCAGUUUAUGACUUGCAAUCUUCCUUCGACCGCUAUCCCGGCUAGCAUUCACUGCGACCACUUAAUUGUGGGCGAACGAGGCGCACAGGCCGACUUGGAAUCCGGAAUCAAGAUGAACCAAGAAGUUUUCGACUUCUUAGAAUCCGCCGCGAAGAAAUAUGGAAUCGAAUUCUGGCCUCCUGGUGCUGGUAUUAUCCACCAGAGUGUUCUAGAAAACUACGCUGCUCCCGGUUUGAUGAUGCUAGGUACCGACAGUCACACACCCAACGCUGGAGGUCUUUCCACCAUAGCAAUCGGUGUUGGUGGUGCCGAUGCUGUUGAGGCUCUCGUCGGUGCGCCAUGGGAACUUAAGGCUCCUCGUAUCCUGGGUGUAGAACUGAAGGGCAAACUUAGCGGCUGGGCUGCACCCAAGGACGUCAUUCUCAACCUCGCUGGACAACUGACUGUACGUGGCGGUACUGGAUUCAUCAUUGAGUAUUUCGGACCCGGCGUGGAGACUCUCAGCUGUACUGGCGCCUCAACUAUUUGUAAUAUGGGCGCCGAAGUUGGCGCUACGACUUCUAUCUUCCCCUUCAACCCUGCUCACGUUCGAUAUCUAGAGGCGACUCACCGACAUGACGUAGCGAGAGAGGCGAAGAAGUUCUCCGAUAUUGUCCAGCUAAAGGCCGAUGCUGAUGCUAAAUACGAUGAGGUCAUUACCAUCGAUUUAUCUAAGUUGGAACCUCAUAUCAACGGACCCUUCACCCCUGAUCUGUCUACGCCCCUAUCCCAGUUCAAGGAAACAGUAAAGGAGCAAAAUUGGCCCGACAAGCUAUCAGCAGGUCUGAUUGGAAGUUGUACAAACAGUUCAUACGAGGACAUGACGCGUGUAGAAAGCAUGGUUCGUGAGGCGAUAGAGGCGGGUUUAAAGCCUGCAUCCGAUUUCUAUAUAACACCGGGAAGUGACCAGAUCAGAGAAACUUUACGACGAGACGGUCCUCUCGACACAUUUAAAGAAGCUGGUGGUACCGUACUUUCGAACGCCUGCGGUCCUUGCAUUGGCCAAUGGAAACGACAUGACGACGUCGAAAAGGGAACCCCCAAUGCUGUAUUCACCUCAUAUAACCGUAAUUUCCGCGGCAGGAACGACGGAAACCCCGAUACCAUGAACUUCCUAGCAUCGCCUGAGAUCGUCACAGCCAUGACAUUCGCAGGCACUACCACUUUUAACCCUAUGACAGACUCACUCCCCACCCCAUCCGGCAAGGAAUUCAAAUUCUCACCUCCUUCCGGUCUCGAAAUCCCGUCUCAACCGUUCGAAGCUGCCCGAAAGGAGUUCCGACCCCUAACUCAAGCCCCCGACCCAUCUGUAAACGUAGCCAUCUCACCCACUUCGGAACGUCUUGCUCUUCUGGAGCCUUUCGAGCCCUUCCCCAACUCUGAGCUUACUGGUCUUCGCGUGCUAGUUAAAGUCACCGGCAAGUGCACGACGGACACUAUUUCCGCCGCCGGCCCUUGGCUGAAGUACAAGGGCCACCUGCCUAAUAUCAGCGAGAACACCCUCAACACGGCGAUUAAUGCCGAGACCGGCGAAGUCAACGUCGCAUACGACCUGGACGGCUCCAAGCACACGAUUCCCGAGCUGGGCAAGCGCUGGAAGGAGGCCGCGCAGCCGUGGCUCGUCGUUGCGGAGCACAACUACGGCGAGGGCAGCGCGCGAGAACACGCCGCGCUGCAGCCGCGGUAUCUAGGCGCCCGGAUCGUGCUGUGCAAGAGCUUUGCGCGCAUCCACGAGACGAACCUCAAGAAGCAGGGCGUCGUGCCGCUAACGUUCGCCGACGAAGCCGACUACGACAAGAUCGGCGCCGGCGACGAAGUGUCCACCGUCGGCCUGUACGAGAUGCUGCAGAACGGCGGCAAGGGCGAGGUCGCGCUUAAGGUGAAGAAGCAUAAGACUGGGGAGGAGCUGCUUGUCAAGACGAAGCACGCGGUUAGCAAGGACCAGGCGGGCUUUAUACUCGCGGGAAGCGCGUUGAAUUUAUUGUCGAAGAGGUGAUGUUGGUACAGUAGAUAUAUUGCUUGGCUCGACGAAUGAAUGCUUGAUGACGUAUAUAUGAUCUAUGCUCGUGUGAUGGUAGAUACUAUCCAACCUAAGGUACCUAGUAUAGAUAGACGGGUGUGUUGAGCGACGGGAUACGAAAAAUUGACCUAGUCCGGGUAUACAUAGAUGUAUAAAGCAAGAGAAAUAUAGACGCCUACCUAGGAGGUACCCAACCUAUAUGACAACGUGUCUAUCUCAUGAGAUCUUAAAGCUGUUUAACUAUUAUUAAAAGGUUGCUUUAGAAAGGAACUAUUAAAUAUAGCUGUUAUACUACCGGGUGGCUUUCUUACCUGUUAAUGCCGGAUGUACUUAAAUGACUGUAACUGUAACAGAGCAUGGAAAAUACA
Daldinia caldariorum is the source of this 2823-nucleotide messenger RNA. Its product is annotated as aconitate hydratase. Gene Ontology annotation, molecular function: aconitate hydratase activity; 4 iron, 4 sulfur cluster binding. The coding region runs from base 38 to 2431 and encodes 797 amino acids. Gene Ontology annotation, cellular component: mitochondrion; cytosol. The record is from RefSeq and is a predicted model, not a curated record. Lineage: Eukaryota; Fungi; Ascomycota; Sordariomycetes; Xylariales; Hypoxylaceae. Gene Ontology annotation, biological process: tricarboxylic acid cycle. The transcript is spliced from 2 exons.